Molecule: messenger RNA, 1782 nt
Organism: Carassius auratus (goldfish)
Lineage: Eukaryota; Metazoa; Chordata; Actinopteri; Cypriniformes; Cyprinidae
Product: insulin-like growth factor-binding protein 1
Exons: 4
Coding region: 505-1581 (358 amino acids)
Biological process (GO): regulation of insulin-like growth factor receptor signaling pathway
Cellular component (GO): extracellular region
Molecular function (GO): insulin-like growth factor I binding; insulin-like growth factor II binding
Source: RefSeq, a predicted model, not a curated record
GUCUCCAUCUCUGAGGGUCUGUUUUUGUUGUUCUUGCACAAUCUAUUGCUGGACUAGUGUGGGUGGAUGUAAAUGAUUUGCUCGUGGCGUGUGCGUAUAGGCAGCGAUGGACCUACAGCAAUCCUGAAGAACAUCCGCCGUGUUUGUUCGAGAAGGCAAACAAAGCUUGAUUUCAUAAGAUGUGCUUACCAUUAAAGCUUGAUUUAAUUAUUAAUGCUUCUGGAAUCACAAUCCUGUAGUGUCUGAAAAACUGACUUGAACUAUUGGUUGACCUCCAAAGUGUCCAAAGUUGAACUAAUACUACACCAGGAACUCUUAAUAACUGCACAGGCACCUGAAGAUAAACAUGUUAUGAUGGCUGAAGACCUCAGAUUAACCCGUCCUCUUAUGCAAUGACCACAUGACCUUGUUUUUGUGACCCAACUCAAAGUGUGGUCAAACACAUGGUUGAGAUAUGCUCGCAUAACUCCUGCUGUGUGACCAGCAAAUGUGUGUUUACACGCUAUGUUAUUGUUAUAUAUGCUCAGAAAUCAGACUACAAGAGCUGUCACUGGGAUGAAACAUUUUCAAAAGAUACACCUUGGUACAUUACUAAGCCCUAAAGGUGCGUAUUACUGUAGUUACAUUUUAGCACUUGUUUUACCUUCUCUGAGAUUGCAGAUGAUAAACAGCAGCAUCAUGAACCUGUUUCUGGUGAAACCGGUCACAGAUGUUGAGUCAUCUAGAGUAAAUAUUGAUGUCUGCGCAACCAGAGCAAACCUGGUCUCCUCUGAGGUCAUGGUGUCAGGGUAUAAAGCCCAGCACACACGCAGCGAGAGCAGAUCUGACACACAGCAGCACACCUCUGCUUCUGCUAUGAGAAGGCUGUGUGUGUUUGUGUUGGUGAGCGUCCUCGUCUGUCCGGCGGAUCUUUCUCCGGUCAUCGGGUCUGAACCCAUCCGCUGCGCUCCAUGCUCUCGGGAGCAGCUGGACUCCUGCCCCGCCGUGUCCUCAGACUGUCCAGAGGUGCUGCGAGAGCCGGGCUGUGGAUGCUGCAUGUCCUGUGCGCUGAAGAAAGGAGAGUCCUGCGGUGUUUAUACGGCUCCCUGCGGCGCUGGCCUGCGCUGUGUCCCGAGACCCGGUGACCCGCGGCCGCUGCACGCUCUGACCCGCGGACACGCCGUCUGCACCGAGGACGACCCGACAGAAGAUGAGCUGGACAUCACGUCUGACCAGGGCUCCCUGCUUCAGCUGCUGGGGCUCCACCGGUCUCUGGACGCGCAGGACGCAGCGGAGGCUCAGGAGAGCAUCAAGACCAAAGUCAACGCCAUCCAGAAGAAACUGAUCCCACAGGGUCCGUGUCACACUGAGCUGCGAGCGUCUCUGAAUCUGAUCACUGAAUCCCAGCAGACGUUAGGAGAGAAGUUCACCAGCUUCUACCUGCCCAACUGUGACCAGCACGGAUUCUACAAGACCAAACAGUGUGAGACGUCUCUGGUGGGCCAGCCCCCCCGCUGCUGGUGUGUGUCGUCCUGGAACGGGAAGAGAAUCCAUGAGGAUCUGGCGUCUGAGUCCCAGUGUCCUCAGGAGCUCACGCACUGAACCAAACUGCAGCCCACUUCACUCAUGUACCAUAUUUAUUAUGUAUAUGGCUCUUACCUAAUUAAUAUUUCUGAACUAGUUUUUGACCGAAUUCUACCAGAAUGAAUGAAACAAACACUAGAAAACAUGAUGUUUCUCAAACUCCACCUCAGCGAGAUCCAGAUCUGGGACUUGACGAACUCCGAUUAAAUCUGUAUGCUC